This is a messenger RNA of Galendromus occidentalis (western predatory mite), 2756 nucleotides long. Its product is annotated as valine--tRNA ligase, mitochondrial. Gene Ontology annotation, cellular component: cytosol. The record is from RefSeq and is a predicted model, not a curated record. Lineage: Eukaryota; Metazoa; Arthropoda; Arachnida; Mesostigmata; Phytoseiidae. Gene Ontology annotation, biological process: valyl-tRNA aminoacylation. Bases 162 to 2756 code for a protein of 864 amino acids. The transcript is spliced from 13 exons. Gene Ontology annotation, molecular function: valine-tRNA ligase activity; aminoacyl-tRNA deacylase activity; ATP binding.
CAAGACGUCCAUGCGCGGAAAGUGCUUCUCGUCGGAGUGAAAUCUCGGACUUGACGGAUCAAUAUGGAUUGAAGGAGCGAGUGGGAAAGUCGGGCUCCAGUUGGAGGAAUUUGGUCUCGGACUCCUAUCUCGGGUCGCGAAGGGCAAAUCCUGACGGGACGAUGCUGCGUGGGAGGCGGAAACUUUUGUUCUCAAUGGGACGGAGACACUGCGCCAGUUCGAAGAAAGUAACCGCUGAAUUCGAAGAUAAGUAUGUUUCUGAAAGAGUCGAAGUAGGAUGGGAACAAGAGUGGUCUCUGAAGCGUGCUCAGCGAAACGAUGCUCCGAAUGAGACAACAUUUCGAAUGGUUCUGCCCCCGCCGAAUAUCACGGGAGAUCUUCAUCUGGGUCACGCUCUGACGGUUGCGAUCGAGGAUGCGAUUUGCAGGUUCCGAAGACUCAGAGGCUCAUCCGUAAUCUGGAUACCCGGAACCGAUCAUGCCGGCAUCGCCACUCAAACGGUCCUGGAGCGUAUGCUGGCGAGCCAGUAUGAACAUCCCGCGCGGAUUUCCGAGGAGCAGCGUCUCGAUCUCGCCCGAAAAUGGAGGGGAGAGAAGGAAACAAUCAUAAACUCCCAACUCCGUCGACUCGGGGCUUCGCUGAAUUGGAACCGUUCCCUUUUCACCAUGGAUGAAAAAAUGAGCGCGGCGACUAUCGAGGCGUUCGUUCGAAUACACAGAGCCGGGAAAAUCUACCGGAACCGACGUUUGGUCAAUUGGUGUUCCGCGCUCCAAUCCACGAUCUCAGACAUCGAAGUCGAUCAUAUGAAUAUUAAGCCUAAUCAAAAAGUCGACGGAGUAAACCUGGGCUGCAUGCAUCAGUUCGCCUAUCCCGUGCUCUCGAGUAGUGAUACAGGAUCUCUUCCAGGCGGGGAAGUCGUGGUCAGCACAGGUCGUCUGGACACUAUGCUGGCUGACGUGGCUGUUGCCGUCCACCCAGAGGACAAAAGAUACGCACAUUUGGAUCACGGUCAAACCGUCCUAGAACACCCGAUCACAGGACGGAAACUGAAACUAUUGAAAGAUUCUCAGGUGGAUAAGGACACGGGAACCGGUGCCAUGAAAGUGACUCCGGCUUACUCUCGUAUCGAUUACGAUAUGUGCACUAGGCACGGAAUCCAGGACUUUCUCGAGUGCUUCGAUGGUGCAGGUCUACUGACAGUCGAGGGGUUCAAAGGCGACUGUCGAGCGAAAGCUACGAAUAAGCUCAAGAAGCGUCUCGAUGAGCUGGGUUUAUACAGGGGCAACACUCCGUGUGAGAGAUCGAUUCCGGUAUGCAGUAGAACCGGAUGUCUCGUGGAUCAGAGGCUCAAGUCUCAAUGGUUCUUGAAAUGCGGAGAACUGAGCCAGAGGGUUCUUGAUGAGAUACAGUCCGGUCGCUUGGAGUUGAUACCAGCGUAUCACGCGAAGAUCCUUCACGAGUGGGUCUCAAAGAGUCAGGACUGGUGUCUGUCGAGGCAACUUUGGUGGGGCCACCGCAUUCCAGCGUAUCUGCUGCCCGACGGGCAGUGGAUUGUUACGGGCGAUCAAUCGUCCGUUCCUCGAGAGGCCGAGCAAGAUCCGGACGUUCUCGACACGUGGUUCUCUUCCGCCCUGUAUCCUCUAGUCGCCUUCGGAUGGCCCCAGGUCGGGAAACCUCCUCCGUUGGAUUUGAUGGAAACCGGUCAUGACAUUCUCUAUAUGUGGGUAUUUCGAAUGGCUAUGAUGUCUCUAGAGCUCUGCCAGCAGCUACCGUUCAAGAAAGUCCUUCUACACGGUCUGCUCCGCGACGCAAACGGUCGCAAAAUGAGCAAAAGCCUCGGGAACGCCAUCGAUCCGCGACACAUCAUCGACGGAGUGACUUUGGAGACUCUGCAGAAAACAACGGACAAUCUCCACGCCUCGGGGUAUUUGGACGUCAAGCAGAAGACGGUUGCGACGAAACUGACGAAACAGUUAUUUCCUCACGGCAUCAAGCAAUGCGGAGCCGACGCCCUCCGUUUCACUUUGAUGAAAACCGAUACCACCGGUCAAGACAUCCCUUUCGACGUCAGGAAAACCGUCGCAAGUAGGAACUUCUGCAACAAAAUCUGGCAAGGUGUUCGUUUCUUUGUCAACGCGAGAAAAUCUUCCGGAUAUUCGUCCGUGGAGCUGGACACCGACGAUCAGAGGCUUGACAUCGCCGAUCGAUGGGUCUUGAGUAAAUUUUCAAGAUCGGUGAAACUCAUCGAGCAGUCGUUGGAGUCCUACAGCGAAAUACACCAUGGCUCUCACCAGCUUGAGAAGUUUUGGACCUCCCAAUUUUGCGACGUGUAUCUGGAAUUCGUAAAAAGCGAUAUAUCGAGAUCCCCAGCAGUCUCCUCCAGGAGAUUGCAAGUCCUGGAAACGAUUAUUGAGUCCUUCGUGAUCAUUGCGUCGCCUUAUUUGCCGUAUCUCAGUGAAGAAAUUCACCACAAACUCCAGCUGCUCAAGGGGUCGAAACGGGAGCUAUGUACUUCGGUCCAGGACUCCUCCUGGCCAUCCGCGCAUCGAUGGAUCGACAUCGGAUCGGAAGAGAAAUUCGACAUCGUACUUGAGAGACUGAGCGAAGUUCGACGGGUUGUGGAAGAAGAAGGUGUGGAUGAAGCCUUGAAACUCAUAGUUGAUCUCGAUGAUUACGAUAGCCGCGCAAUAUGUGCUCUCUCCAAGAUCGAGCCCCGCACGGCGGUCGGGACCGCUGUCCCGAAGAAUCCUCAGUGA